This is a messenger RNA of Strigops habroptila (Kakapo), 5403 nucleotides long. It is a transcript of the gene DDAH1, whose product is annotated as dimethylarginine dimethylaminohydrolase 1. Lineage: Eukaryota; Metazoa; Chordata; Aves; Psittaciformes; Psittacidae. Gene Ontology annotation, molecular function: dimethylargininase activity; amino acid binding. The record is from RefSeq and is a predicted model, not a curated record. Gene Ontology annotation, biological process: arginine metabolic process; positive regulation of nitric oxide biosynthetic process. The transcript has 6 exons. Bases 104 to 964 code for a protein of 286 amino acids.
GGGCCGCGGGCGGCGCUUUAUCAGCUGCCAGGGCCGGCGGCGGUCGCGGCCGCCCGUCCCUCUCGCCAUCCUUCCCUCCCUGCUCCGCGUCCCGCCGUGCAGCAUGGCCGGGCUGGGCGGCGGCCCUGCCGCCUUCGGGCGCUGCACACACGCCGUGGUGCGGGCGCUGCCCGAGUCGCUAUGCCGGCAGGCGCUGCGCAGCGCGGCGGGCCCCGAGGUGGACUUCGCCCGCGCGGAGCGGGAGCAUCAGCUGUACGUGGGAGUGCUGCGGGGCAAGCUGGGGCUGCAGGUGCUGGAGCUGCCGGCCGACGAGAGCCUUCCCGACUGCGUCUUCGUGGAGGACGUGGCCGUGGUGUGCGAGGAGACGGCGCUCCUCACCCGCCCGGGCGCGCCCAGCCGCAGGAAGGAGGUUGAGUCCAUGAAGAGAGUACUAGAAAGUCUCAACCUCAAUAUAGUAGAGAUGGUAGAUGAAAAUGCUACCUUGGAUGGCGGAGACGUCUUAUUUACAGGCAGAGAAUUUUUUGUGGGUCUUUCCAGGAGGACAAAUCAACGUGGUGCAGAAAUUCUGGCUGACACAUUUAAGGAUUAUGCUGUCUCCACAGUCCCUGUGCAUGAUUCUUUGCAUCUGAAGAGCUUUUGCAGCAUGGCUGGACCAAACUUGAUUGCUAUUGGAUCAAGUGAAGCUGCACAGAAAGCCCUUAAGACCAUGCAACAGAUGAGUGACCACCGCUACGACAAGCUGACAGUGCCCGACGAUGCUGCCGCUAACUGCAUCUACUUAAACAUUCCCAGCAAAGGCCAUGUCCUGCUGCACCGAGCCCCUGAGGAGUACCCAGAGAGUGCAAAGGUAUUUGAAAAACUGAAGGACCACAUGCUGAUCCCAAUAGCCAACACGGAACUGGAGAAAGUAGAUGGGUCACUCACCUGUUGCUCUGUGCUUAUUAACAAAACUCCAGAAUUAUGAGUUUACAGAGUCCCUCCCUUGUAACUGGCAAUAAUGUUACACACAAGGUAGACGAAUCUGUAUCCACACUUUUAUUGUUUUUAUUGACAAUCUACUGUACCACUGUGCUACUAACCCUUGUUUACAAAUUUUUUGCUUUGUGUAUUUUUAUGAUGUCCUUGCAGAUGGUAUUUAAGGUGGCUGUACGGUUUGUUGGGGGCACAUAACUCUGAAGUAUGUUAGUCCCAUGGGCUAGCAGAAGACAAUUAUAGUGGCUAUCCCCCAGCUGUAGUGAUUUAACAUAUCUGUGGAAAUUUUAUCAAAACCAACUAAUUCUAACAUUUCAAGCACCUCUGUUGUCUUUACACUGUUCCCUUCUCCUGUCUUUUUUUCCUCUUGCUUUCUUGCUCUGCAUCUUCUUUUCUUUUCUUAGUCCUCUUUACUUUCAGUGAUGCAAGGUAUCAGAGGGGCACUGAAGAAGGCUCAGUGGGCUUGUGAACUUGGUAUCUUGUGUGGUAGAGCAGCUUUCUGUACACUAGCUGGAAGUGGGCAGUGGCCUGUGCUCACUGUCUCAGCCAUAUCAUGUUGAUGCUGCUGGGCAGAGUUGUGGCUGGAAUCUCUUUCAGACACCAGGUAGCAACUUUGGAAAAAGCUCCCUCCAACGGGAACGUUCAAGUGCAAUGUCUGCCUGGGAAACUUGAAUGACAGAGUAGUGCAGCCACACAAGAUACAUCCUGCAAGUUCAGAUCCCGGUUGCUGCUAAUGCUGUGACUUUCAAUUUGGUGAGAAUGGAAGAGGAGUUUUUAAAAGGGCCAGAUCCCAAGGAGAACCCAGACCACAAAAAUGAAAGACUGAGAUGCUAUUGGAAAAAUUAAACCUGAAAAAGUAAUCUAAAAUGUAGAGGGGUUUAAUUAUCUUUGUUAACUUUUUUAUUCAUAUCUAUCUCUCUGUUUUCUCCUCUUGAAGGCCACUUAAUAGCAAAAUUCAAAAGAAAAGGGUGAUAAAAGGAGUUGAAGGACAGCGAUUCCUGGAUUAUGCUCAUGAAUAAGGGAAGCUAUUUUUUCCUGAAAGAUUGGCAUUUGUACUUUAUCUGUCCUUGGGGCAGUUUUUCUUGGAACAAUAACCAUCUUAUUUUUUUUAAUUGCAUGAAUAUUUACUGUGGUAUUCAGUUCAAACAAAUACAUUUUUCGUACCAAAUUCCACAACAUGUUUUACCCACUGAGUCAUACUUUAUUUUCACCACAGUAAAGUGAAGCAUACACCAUUGUACUCACAUGCUUCUUGUUAAAUCAUUUGUAAACUAAGGAUGGAGAAAUUCCCAAACAGAGGCAGUAGUGGGAAUUCUCCAGAGACUGACAAAUAGUCUGAACAUGUUAUCAACUUCCUAGAUAUCUCCUCCACCUUUCCUGAACCACUUGUGGUGUGUUGCUAAGGUACAGUAGGAAGCGAGCAGGGGGAGCUCAGGCAACAUGGUCUGCAGGAAAGCAAACAGUAUUAACCGAGAGCACACUUGGAUAUCCUUUGGAAACCUGCAUGCUUUUUUGUGUAGUCAUAAGGGAGGAAACAGAAGUACUCAUAUCCGUAGGUACUUCUCAGUGUAUCUCUCAAUUAAUCUUGGUGGCUAAUGAGGAGAAAACCUCCUGGCAAUAUAUCUCAUGUUUUGUGGGUAUGCUGUAUGUUGUGAUGACACCAGAUAUCACAAGGGAGAGAGCAAUGAUAAGCAAAUAUAAUGUAUGUGAAAAGACAGCGUGGCCCAAAGGAAGUCUUUAGCCAGCCAAAGGGCAAGUGCUGUUUUUAUGACUGCGUGCUUUUCCAAAGGGUUCUCCUAAUGUUUCUCCUUUUCUUCUCCAUUCCCAUGCACCAUCAUUUAUGCCUGACCCAGGUGAUCAGGCUCCAACAGUGUAAACGCUGCAGUGGGGAACCUCUUAUUUACCUUCCCUUGGUGCAUUUUAGAAUUACUUGAUGUUAAAGAUUUGUGCCAAAAAGUGACCCUGCAGUAUUUAACUGUGCUCUUCUAGGGACAAGCUGUACUCUGUUAAAAACCUAUGCAGCCGUGGGAGCUGUCAGACAAAGCUGGAACAGAAUCCUUCCUGACCUUUCCAUGCACCUCCUGGGGCCUCAUCCCCUUCUAUGUCCUUCAGUCCUCUUCCCUCCUCUCACUAGGGAGCCAGAGCAUCCAGCUACACUGGGACAGUGUUAAGCUGUGGGAUUUCUAUUCCAUUUACCUCUCAAAAUUUGUUGUGCUUUUGUUUUGGUUUUUUGGGUUUUUUUUCUUCCAUCCUUUCACCUCUCUCUUUCUCAGACUCUCAUUUCUAGUUUAUACCAUGAUGAGCACUUUUUUAACCCCAAGUGAUUUUGCCUUCUGCUGUCUCAGUUAUCCUACUUGAGUCUUCCUUUUCUGUCCUCCUCCUCCUUCACUGUUCAGUCCAGUGUAUCUCAACCCCCAGUGAACUACCUUAAACUCAAUCCCUCCUUGAGGAGGGAGAAGCUGAAGGGGACCACUUUGGCUCCAAGUGACUUCUUUUGAGCUGGACGAAUGACUGUCAACAGGAGGUAUAGAUCCAGAGAGUGGCAAGGGUGACUCCUCUUCUUGAGGAUUACUCCAGAAAAGGGAAACAUUUGUGGUGGACAUUGUUGAUAUCUUCUGUUCCCGAAAGCAAUAGAAUAGGUGACAAUUAAUUCCCCUGGCUCCCCAUGGGAGGGAGAGGGGGAGUCAGGAUCUCAGAGCUGAGAAACAUCUGUAUUGACAGAGGAGUUGGUCUUUCACCUAUUGCCAUUUAGAUUUCCUUGCCUUCAAGGCUGCAUUUUGGUAUACAGAAUGAGCCAGGGAGUGGCUGAGGGAUUCCUGAAUUCCUUCAGGUGACGAUUUCAAGUUGUAUUCAAACUGUCUAACUUCAGGCACAGAAUUUAGGUGCUCUAAAUCACACCUCCUUUCUCUCUGUUGGUCUCAGUAGAUAUAAUAGCCUCCUAACAUAGACACUCUGAAUAACAUCCUAGCCUGAUGCCUAAAGUUACCUAAGCUGCUUAGUGGGAUUGCCCUCACCUCUCUGCUUUGUUACUCUUUUCUGGCAUUAUAAAGUAAAAACAUUAAGAGCACUGCAGUUUGUGUGUUUGCAGUAUGGUACUAAAAACUAAAACUAAAACCAUGCCAAGUGCUUCUUGUUCUUGCUGUUUACUAUUUUUAAUGUUGCCCAAACGAAGAAUUCAGUUGUGAGGACAUUUCUGCUGCGAUACAUAUGCAUCUAAUGGGCAUCCUGUACAACUUGUCACCAGAACAUUUCUCAGAUGCCUGAUAUAAAUCAUCAUCCUUGAUUAAUAUAAAUAAUAAAAUAAAAUCCCAAACCAAAAAAGGAGAUGAGACACUGAACACUAAUAGCUGCCCACAUAAAGCACUCAAUGAUAACUGUCAGGCCAGUGCAGAAGUUCCUGUGGUGGUUAAUAACUCAGAAAUGGGGCUUGAAUUACUCAUCAAAGGUAUUUGGGUUUGGUUUUGGUUGGGUUUUCUUUUUUUUCCUUUGGUCAAUCAGUUCAGUUCAAAUGAAAGAGCUACAAUGUGCAUUAUAGAUCUUUUAUGGGUGUUAUCUUUGCUAAGAGUUUAGGGAGAGCUGUGAUAUGUGGGUUUCUUCACCAGAAUGUGAAUACAGUGUCUCUCUCUGCAACAAAAAUGUGAAUGCAUACUGUACCUUUUAAGGUAGACUUGAAUUCUUCCAUUUCAGUAUGUUUGUCUUUUCCAUGCUAAUACAACUCCUAUUUGGUAUUCAAUAGAUGCCACUGUAUGAAGCUAUGCUCUGCUUUUUUUUGUGAUUUCCAUGUGAUAGGUACCAAGCUCAUAGGCAACACUAUGUCCAGUUUUAAAACCAAAAAGUCAGUGCACAGAAUGCUGUUUGUUCACAGCAAACUGGGCAUGAACUGGCUUUUGAUUUCAUUCAGCUUCUUAUACAUUAUAUCGAUGAGGUCAGAGCCAAAUUGCUUCAAUAAAAAACAUUAAUGUUCACAUGGAACCGUGUGAGGAAAAUAAUUUACUAUUUAAGAUUCUCUAUUUUUGCUUUUAUCAAUAAGGAAGCUGAAAAGAUAAGACUUCUUAAAGAAUGGUAUUUGUUAAGUGAUUGUGAAUAAAGUAUUGUUGGACCUCACGUGUAUUUUCAGAGAAGUUUUAACUGGACGUGUGAUGUAACUUGAAUAGAGUUGCAUGUGAAUCGUGUUAGUCACUGUUCUACGUUGUAUUGUUCUGCAGUGCACAAAUAUGACUACUGAACACAGAAGUGUUACAUUUCAUUAAACUUAAAACCUUGUUGCAGUAUAUAUUCCCCCACUUUUUGUGCCAAAACCAUCAAUACAUCCCAUAAUCUGUUCUAAUAGAGGUUUGCACUUUGAUUUUUUAUUUUUUUCUUUGUGACUCUUGCAGUUUCAGUAUUAUAUAUCCCCAUCAUGAAGGAAUAAAGUGUCAGUUGUACUGUGCA